Messenger RNA from Truncatella angustata, 366 nucleotides. RefSeq lists its product as uncharacterized. Lineage: Eukaryota; Fungi; Ascomycota; Sordariomycetes; Amphisphaeriales; Sporocadaceae. The coding region runs from base 1 to 366 and encodes 121 amino acids. The transcript is spliced from 2 exons. The record is from RefSeq and is a predicted model, not a curated record.
AUGUCGACAUGUGAACAGACCAAGGAGGAAAGAGAACGAAUGAAGAACAAAGACGUACCCAGUCCGCGACAGGUUGCGCGCCGCAAGUUUGUCCAAGACGAGUUCGACCGGGUCUACAACUCUUUUAACGAAGAACAGCGUGGCACGUAUGACUGGCUCGCCUACAAGUAUGACCGCGACACUGCUAGACUCGAAAAUACGCUGAAGAGGAAGAGAGAGAAGCUAGCACUCACACGAGCACGUAGUGGUACUCUCGGAUUCAUUCUUGGAAUAACCUGGAUCUGUAUCUUCGCCUUGAUGGCCAUCGUUGCUGUUCUAGCCUGGAGAGUUCGCGGAUACAAAUGCCAGUGGACCACUAAAGAAUAA